Molecule: messenger RNA, 2094 nt
Organism: Abrus precatorius (Indian licorice)
Lineage: Eukaryota; Viridiplantae; Streptophyta; Magnoliopsida; Fabales; Fabaceae
Product: exocyst complex component EXO70B1-like
Exons: 1
Coding region: 1-2094 (697 amino acids)
Biological process (GO): exocytosis
Cellular component (GO): exocyst
Molecular function (GO): phosphatidylinositol-4,5-bisphosphate binding
Source: RefSeq, a predicted model, not a curated record
AUGGAGAAGAACCUUGGUGACCAUUCUGGCAGUUUCGUUCGCAAUGAUAAGGAGGAUGCCAAUGUCAAUGACACCGCUCAUUCGUCGAUGGCACCAGAGCCUACAGAUAAAGUCGAUGGCGAAAUUGAAAAAGCCGCAGAUGCAGACCACGUUCAUGGAGCACCAGAAUCAAAAGAAGAGGAAAAAGAAGAAGCAAUUGUCGAGGUUCCACCAGAAUCUCCCCCUCCGAGCCUCGAGAAGGUUUCUGAAGGCAUAGAUCAAUUCCUGAUGACUUUACAACCGAAUGACAACAACAACUACAACCACAAUGUAGAUGCCAAGAAAGUCACAUUGGAGAUGGCUAAUUUCAUCCACACGUUCUUAGAUUUGGUGGAACAGAAGAUCGCAAAGUACGAAACAGGUGAAGCCAAAUGGAGCGAGGCGGCGGAGGAGGAUUCAUCGUUUUUGGAAUUCGUGAAUCGCAUUUCAAAGCUGUUGAAAUUAUUUGCAGAGUCUCAAGCUGAAGAGGAACAAGAAGAAAACAAGGUCAAGGGAAGAAAAGACCUUUUGAUCAACAGCCUUGGCGCCAUUCAGCAACGAGCAAUGUCAUUUUUGGAGGAGGCGUUUCGAUCACUGUUGGAAGAAUCUAGAAACCAAGACAAAUCAGAACCCGACCCAAAAGGGAAACACGUGGCAGAACCGUUGGAGUCUGAGCCAGCCACUGAGACGGUUACAGAUUUCCCCGGUUUCACGGAGGAAACAAUUACAAAUCUGAAGAAGAUAGCAAAGGAAAUGAUAGCAGGUGGGUACAAAUACGAGUGCUGCCAGGUGUAUGCAAUUUCAAGGCGGCACACGUUCGAGGAGAGCUUGCACAAACUGGGCUACGAGAAAAUCAGCGUCGAUGAGAUUCAAAAAAUGCAAUGGGAAACGCUGGAGAGGGAGAUUCCAACGUGGAUAAACAUCUUCAAAGAGUGCACCACACUAUGGUUCCCUAACGAACGAAAACUGACUGAGUCGGUGUUCGCCGACGAGCCUUCGAAGUCAGCGAGCCUUUUCAAAUACCUUUCUCGUAGCAUUAUGAUUCAGCUUCUCAAUUUUGCAGAGUGCGUCGCUAUGACAAAGCGCGCAGGAGAAAAGCUCUUCAAAUUGCUCGACAUGUAUGAAACCCUAAGGGACGUGAUUCCAAAUAUGGAGAAUCUUUUUCCCCUGGAAUGUGUAGCAGAACUCAAGUCUGAAUUAACAUUGGCUAAGUGUAGACUUGGCGAGUCUGCGGUGUUGAUAUUUUGCGAUCUCGAAAACUCAAUCAAGUCCGAAACCGGUAAAAUACCGGUUGCCGGUGGCGCCGUUCAUCCUUUAACGCGCUACAUCAUGAACUACCUGAGGUUAGCGUGUGAAUACAAAGACACUUUGGAAGAGGUCUUCAAGGAACACUCGAAGAUUGAGCGUGCAGACUCAACAAGUAGGCCUCACUAUGAAGGAGGUGAAAAUAAAAAUAACAACCAAAGAGAUAAAGAAAACAUGUCACCGUUUGCAGCGCAGUUACUGAGGGUUAUGGAGCUUCUUGACUCAAACCUUGAAGGGAAGGCGAAGUUGUACAAAGAGGUAGCACUAAGCUGCAUCUUCAUGAUGAAUAAUGGGAGGUACAUCGUUCAAAAGAUCAAAGGUUCUGCAGAGAUUUACCAAGUUAUGGGUGAAACGUGGUGUCGUAAAAGAUCCACAGAGUUGAGGACAUACCACAAGAACUAUAAGAUAGAAACGUGGGGUAAAAUUGUCAGUUGCCUUAGCCUUAAAGGGGUGAGCGAUAGUGGGAAGGUGCACAAGCCGGUGGUGAAGGAACGAUUCAAGACCUUUAAUGCGUUAUUUGAGGAGAUUCAUAAGACGCAGAGUACGUGGGUGGUGAGUGAUGAACAGCUUCAGUCAGAGCUAAGGGUUUCUAUUUCGGCACUUGUGAUUCCUGCGUAUAGGUCAUUCUUAGGGAGGUUUUCGCAAUACCUGGACCCAGGGAGACAAACAGAGAAGUAUAUCAAGUACCAAGCUGAGGAUAUAGAGAAUUAUAUUGAUGAGCUAUUUGAUGGGAACCCUCACCAUCAAGGCGCUGCUAGAAAGAAAGCAUGA